Molecule: messenger RNA, 1638 nt
Organism: Penicillium maclennaniae
Lineage: Eukaryota; Fungi; Ascomycota; Eurotiomycetes; Eurotiales; Aspergillaceae
Product: sigma-70 region 2 family protein
Exons: 2
Coding region: 1-1638 (545 amino acids)
Source: RefSeq, a predicted model, not a curated record
AUGUCAAAUUCCAAGAGCGCUUCCAGCAGCGCUGAGAACCCCAACACUCGGUGGCAGUUUAUCGACGCGUCGAAUAACACUCGGAGCAACUUGACGCAGGUAAAGCGUCAUGUUAUGCAAGAGUAUAUGCGCCAGAAAAAGGGUGGCUCUCGCCAAUGUAGCGAAAGUGAAGAAGAGCCCGCCCAUACUUCAAAACGAGGGCGGCCGAAGAAGGUGCGAGCAGCCAAGCGUAGGUCUGCAAGAAAGGCGGAGAAGAAUAGCUCUGUAGAUCACUCGGAGCCGAACGGGCUCCCACCUAAGCAUGCGCAAGAACGUAUCCAGCACAUCUACUGGCACUGCGAAGCCCCGACACCCUCAAAUAAAUUGGAUGUCCUAGCCCUCAUUACAACCCCUCUGCCCCAUCAGACAUCUCCUCUCCUGCCUCAGGGAUUCCAGUUCCCGGUCCAGGAAUUCCUCGACUUCUCUCCAUACAACCCGAACUACACGCCUGACUUGAACAGCCUCGAAUCAUGUUCAUCCACCUCGACUACUUCGUUCGACAUACGAUCCCCGAGGACACUCUUAAGCGCUGCACGGACAGACCCAUUCAACAGUCUUCCAAUGGAACUAGAUCUUGAAGGCCAAAGACUGUUUGACUUCUACGUGAGCGACAUGCCGGCUUGCUCCUAUGGCACGCACUUUCGAUCGAAAAAGGCCCAUAAUUGGUAUACGGCGGUGUUCGUUCCAGAAGCUAUGAAAGGUGCCGUAGCUUUUCAAAACACAAUCCUUGUUCAUGCAGCCAAUACUUGGGCCUGGGUCCGCAAUGAGACUGAGAAUACCAGUAUUCUCCAGCACCGAGACCGAGCUGUGACAAUGCUCCGAGAACAUCUGGGUAAUAACCCUCGAGACAACUCCGACGUCGCAAUUAUCUCCUGCCUGAGCGCCGCCGCCCUAGAGGAUUUUGAUCCUCGACCAGGUCACAAGGAAAUUAGUUGGGUGCAUAUGCGUGCAGCUCGGGAAGAUGAUAAGUCUGAGUGCAUUCCACCGAAGCCUCUUCAAAGCCUCUACUCCAUACCAUCCCCACCGAGCUCGCCAUCAUCCAUCCUCUCAGAUAUCACGACAUGCGCAGAACCUACUCCAACACUCCACGAACCGUCACCCAUCGAUGAACUCAAACUUCAAUGCGAAGAAUUUCUCGACUUUGUGCGCCGCUGCGAGCAACUAUCCCUCUACCAGAAAGACAAUCCAGAUUCCUGCGGGCUGGCCCGACACACAGCUGUACAGGAUACAUCUCUCUUAUCUCAGAUUCUAGCCGCACCUCCAGGCGCAAGAUUCACCACAUCAGGAGAUCGAAAACAAAUGGUCGCCCGCCUUACCGCCAUGAUGAUGUUGAACGCUGCUCUCUGGGACUACCGCUAUGCUCUAACACACGCGGCUACGUUCCUCAAUACUUUGGAGCAAGCAAUGGUCGAUAGCGAAGUCAGCAUGAGCGGUUCCGUCGAAGCUAUGCUUCAGAUAUUAUUAGCCUGCAACGACGGUUGCACCAAUGACUGGACAAAUAAUUUCGACAACAUUAUUGCACCUCUCGCGGAAGAAGCCCUGAUUUCUCGCAGUAUUCGCCUCUUGCGACAUCUCCAUCUGCACGGCCUUGGUUUGUAG